GUUGUCGUUCGGGCCCAGGUGAAGCUGUAGUUGACCGGUAACAGCUCCGCAGCUCGGCGGCCAUGGCUCAGCAGAGAGGAGUCAACAGCCUGCAGUUCAACCAGGACCAGAGCUGUUUCUGCUGUGCUAUGGAGACAGGGGUCAGGAUUUAUAACGUGGAGCCCCUGAUGGAGAAGGGCCACCUGGAUCACGAGCAGGUAGGCAGCGUGGCCCUGUGCUCCAUGCUGCAUCGAUCCAACCUGCUGGCCGUAGUCGGAGGAGGAGUCAAUCCCAAGUUCUCAGAAAUAUCUGUGCUGAUCUGGGACGACGCUCGGGAGUCACGAGACCCCAAAGACAAGCUGGUCCUGGAGUUUACCUUCACUAAACCUGUUCUGGCUGUUCGCAUGAGGCACGACAAGAUCAUCAUUGUAUUGAAGAACAGGAUCUAUGUGUACAGUUUUCCAGACAACCCUGUCAAACUUUUUGAGUUUGACACCAGAGACAAUCCCAAAGGUCUGUGUGAUUUAUGUCCCAGUCUGGAGAAACAGCUGCUGGUCUUUCCAGGUCAUAAGUGCGGCAGCCUGCAGCUGGUUGAUUUAUCCAACACCAAGCCCGGAACAUCAUCUGCCCCUUUUACCAUCAACGCCCACCAGAGCGAGAUCGCCUGCGUGGCCCUGAACCAGCCGGGCAGCGUGGCAGCGUCCGCCUCUCGCAAAGGAACACUCAUCCGCCUGUUCGACACCACGACCAGAGACAAACUGGUGGAGCUGCGCAGAGGAACCGACCCGGCCACCCUCUACUGCAUCAACUUCAGCCACGACUCGUCGUUCCUCUGUGCCUCCAGCGACAAAGGCACCGUUCACAUCUUUGCUCUGAAAGACACCAAACUCAACCGCCGCUCAGCACUGGCUCGUGUUGGGAAGGUGGGUCCUGUGAUUGGUCAGUACGUGGACAGUCAGUGGUCAUUGGCCAGCUUCACUGUGCCGGCGGAGUGUGCCUGUAUCUGUGCCUUUGGAAAGAACACGUCCAAGAACGUCAACUCUGUCAUCGCCAUUUGUGUGGACGGGACCUUCCACAAGUACGUGUUCACCCCCGAUGGAAACUGUAACCGUGAGGCCUUCGACGUGUAUCUGGAUAUAUGUGAUGAUGAUGACUUCUGAGGGCAGAGAGAGAGAAACCAGUUUAAAAACACCACUGGACGAUCAGUUAAUGAUCACUGCUCUGUCCCAGAGACAGACCGGAGACUGAGAACCAGAGACGUGUGGACGGACACAGACUUGAAGUCCCUUCGUUUGUAAUCAGCUGUAUCUACAGUACAUAGCAGUGUGAACACACAGUUUUCUAUUAGCCUGAAUCCUUGUUGCAUUAAUUUAAAGAGAAGUGAACCCUUUACAAGAAAGACAAAAAAAAACAAAAGACAGAGCAACAGCUGUGAAGUGCAGACAUAAGGAAACAGGCCACAACGUGAAAAGUGUAAAAUCUGAUGUUAAACUGUACAAAGCUGCUGGUUUUAGUUCUGUUUGUCAGAAAGUUAAAGUCACAGAGAAAAUAAAAACUCAUUUUUCUAAGAAAUCAG
Molecule: messenger RNA, 1555 nt
Organism: Toxotes jaculatrix (banded archerfish)
Lineage: Eukaryota; Metazoa; Chordata; Actinopteri; Toxotidae
Gene: wdr45
Product: WD repeat domain 45
Exons: 10
Coding region: 63-1139 (358 amino acids)
Biological process (GO): autophagy of mitochondrion; nucleophagy; protein localization to phagophore assembly site
Cellular component (GO): cytosol; extrinsic component of membrane; phagophore assembly site membrane
Molecular function (GO): phosphatidylinositol-3-phosphate binding; protein binding; phosphatidylinositol-3,5-bisphosphate binding
Source: RefSeq, a predicted model, not a curated record